AUGCUACCCGUCUUGCUUGUUCUUUUCGGGCAUUUCUCUGCUGGGGCCCUGGUCGGUCCUUGUCGGUGCGCAGAGGGCGGCGACACGAGCGAGGGAGUGCAGCAGCUUUUAAUCUUGCCUCGACGGCAGCACCGCGCCCACGACCACGACAGCGGAGGCAGACAGAGGCAAGGCAUUGGAACGCCAGAAGCAUCGUCCCAGAUUGCCUCGUCGAUCUCGCCCUGGCCGUGGCCAACCAACGGUGGCAAGGGGCUUGCGCUACCCAUGCCAGCUUCCAGCCGGUGCCCCGUCCUUGUACCGGGCGUGCUUUGGCAGGCCAGGGCAGCCUCUCGCCCUCUGCUCACCUCAGCUUAUCGCUCGCCUGCCACUGCCGCUGUCAUUUCCACGCUUUUUCUUGCAUCUCGCUCUCGCACUUGCACUUGCAAUGCACUGCACUGCACUGCACUGCACUCCACUCCACCGCACUGUACCGCACCGGAGCCAGAGCGCGAUACGCUGCACGCCUGCGACCCAAACCAUGUCUGUGUUGAAUUUCAGUGGGACACGUCGCUCCUGCUCCUGCUCCUGCUCCUGCACGCCAACGGUGCCCGUGGCUUGCUGGGGGGAGACUACCGUCACGAUCUCCAUCUCCCUGCAGCCCGCCCACCUGCAAGUCCAUCGACAGCGACGUUGUGUGCCUCGUUGCAACUCAGGUACCCGUCUCUCAACCAUGCGCAUGCCUUCACACCCGCUGUAAGGGCCUUCCCUGCUCCGGCCAGCGGGCCCCCCUCCCCCAAGACCACAACCGUCGCCCGCCGGCCCAAACGGCUGCGCAUCGCUGGCGCCUGCUUUUUCGUCUGUCCCGGCUUCCGCUUUUUCGGCGGCCCGCAGUUGACUCAUUGCCAACGCCAAUACGAAGCAUGCAACUACGGGCGACAUAGCUACUUACAGGGAACGCCAACUGUCACACCUACGUCAAUUUUUGCCUCGCUUGCUGCUUUCCGCCACGCCUACGAGGCGCAUGAUCCAAUACCACUGUGCAUCCAUCCACCAAAACAUUGCUCCAGAGUUUGGCCCCUAGCCACAAGUCUGAACUUACUUUCCCUUCUGCCUAUUACACCUACAACUAAGCCGAACCGCUGGGGGAGGGGGCAAUGCAUGACGACAAGCCAUUCCUCGCCCUCGACCGACCAUUUCCAGCCCUCCCCUCGUCUCCACCAGGGUUGGCACUAUCUCGGGCAUACUACCACCCCAGUGAACGCAUAG
Messenger RNA from Bipolaris zeicola 26-R-13, 1245 nucleotides. RefSeq lists its product as uncharacterized. The transcript is spliced from 3 exons. Bases 1 to 1245 code for a protein of 414 amino acids. The record is from RefSeq and is a predicted model, not a curated record. Lineage: Eukaryota; Fungi; Ascomycota; Dothideomycetes; Pleosporales; Pleosporaceae.